Podarcis muralis (Common wall lizard) is the source of this 4636-nucleotide messenger RNA. The record is from RefSeq and is a predicted model, not a curated record. NCBI's taxonomy places the organism in Eukaryota, Metazoa, Chordata, Lepidosauria, Squamata, Lacertidae.
GACGCAUGCGCGCCGCCACUCGCCCGUUCGCUCGGAGCAGCUGGUUUCGUCCCUCAGUUCGGGGAAGUGGGGAGACGAGGAGCCGCCGCCGCCGCCAAGACGGACUUCUUGUGGGACAAGCGCACCGGGCUGGCGGCCAAGAGGAUGCCUCAUUCCAGAAGGUUCCGCUCUUCAGAACGCAGCAGCCGGGGCAGCUUCCACGAGCGUUACAGAAGCCGCAAGCACAAGAGGAGGCGGAGUCGCUCGCGGUCGAGCAGCAGCGAGCGGCGCCACCGCAGGGAAGACAGCUAUCAUGUCCGUUCCCGCAGCUACGAUGACCACUCCUCCGACCGGCGCGCCUACGACCGGCGCUACUGCGACGGCUAUCGGCGAGACGGGUACAGCCGCGAGCGGGGCGACGCCUACUACGAGCCUGACUACCACCACUCCUACGAGUAUCAGCGUUCCCGGGACGGCAGCUACCGCAGUUGCAAAAGCAGCCGCCGGAAGCGACGGCGGAGACGCCGCCGCAGCCGCUCCUUCAGCCGCUCCUCAUCGCGGAGUCAGCAAAGCGGCCGGAGAGCCAAGAGCGUGGAAGACGACGACGAAGGCCACCUCGUCUAUCGCAUCGGCGACUGGCUUCAAGAAAGAUACGAGAUUAUUAGCACCCUCGGAGAGGGCACUUUUGGCCGGGUGGUACAGUGUGUGGAUCACCGCAGGGGCAAUACACGGGUGGCUCUAAAAAUAAUCAAGAAUGUGGAAAAGUACAAAGAGGCAGCUCGGCUGGAGAUCAACGUGCUGGAGAAAAUUAACGAGAAGGAUCCGGAGAACAAGAACCUGUGCGUGCAGAUGUACGAUUGGUUCGACUAUCACGGUCACAUGUGCAUUUCCUUCGAGCUGCUGGGACUCAGCACCUUUGACUUCCUGAAGGACAACAAUUACCUGCCUUACCCCCUCCACCAGAUAAGGCACAUGGCCUAUCAAGUGUGCCUGGCUGUCAAAUUUUUGCAUGAAAACAAGCUCACGCAUACGGACCUCAAGCCCGAAAACAUCCUCUUUGUCAACUCUGAUUAUGAGAUGACCUACAACCUGGAAAAGAAGCGAGAUGAGCGGAGCGUCAAGAACACGGCCGUCCGGGUGGUCGAUUUCGGCAGCGCCACCUUCGACCAUGAGCACCACAGCACCAUCGUUUCCACGCGGCACUACCGGGCCCCGGAAGUCAUCCUGGAGCUCGGUUGGACCCAGCCCUGCGACGUCUGGAGCAUCGGCUGCAUCAUCUUCGAGUACUACAUGGGCUUCACUUUGUUCCAGACCCAUGAUAACAGAGAGCAUCUGGCAAUGAUGGAGCGAAUCCUGGGUCCCCUUCCAUCGAGGAUGACCAGGAAGACCAGGAAGCAGAAAUACUUCUACCACGGCCGCCUGGACUGGGACGAGAACACCUCUGCUGGGCGCUAUGUUCGAGAGAACUGCAAGCCGCUGAGGGACCCCGCCAUCGUACAGCACAGGCCGACGUCGGAUUACGCCACCUUGGAUGUCUACAACCCUUUUGACAACACAGCGCAGCUGCCCCCUCCGUACGCUGCCCCUCCCUCGGCUUCACCGGCCCCCCUUGCGGCACCGCCAGCUCCUGCCUCGCAGCCCGCCAAGAAGCCAAGCCCCACCGAGCCCAAGAAUUACGGCUCCUAUGGCACUCAGGAGUCGACUGCAGCAGCCACGGCGGAGCUGUUGAAACGGCAAGAGGAGCUGAACCGCAAAGCUGAGGAGCUGGACCGGCGGGAGCGAGAACUGCAGAACGCUGCUCUGAGUGGCGGAGCAGCCCAUCAGAACAACUGGCCUCCGUUGCCUUCCUUCUGUCCGGUGAAGCCGUGCUUCUAUCAGGAUAUCCCUGUGGAGAUUCCCGUGGAAUCACAGAAAACGGUCACGACCAUGUACUAUCUCUGGAUGGCUGGCAUUGUGACCCUCUUCUUCAACUUCCUGGCUUCCCUGGCCUUUUUCUGCGUGGAUUCUGGGGGCGGCUCAGGCUUUGGCCUCUCAAUCCUCUGGGCCUUGAUUUUCACACCCUGCUCCUUCCUCUGCUGGUAUCGGCCCAUGUACAAGGCCUUCAGGAGUGACAGCUCUUUCAACUUCUUUGUCUUCUUCUUCAUUUUCUUUGCGCAAGAUGUGGUGUACGUUCUCCAGGCCAUUGGCAUCCCAGGCUGGGGGUUCAGUGGUUGGAUCGUCAGCCUCACAGCGCUGAAGCUGAACACUGGGGUGGCCAUUCUCAUGAUGCUGGUGGCCACACUCUUCACGGUUGUCGCCGGACUCGGCAUCAUCAUGCUGAAGCGAAUCCACUCUCUUUACCGCCGCACGGGCGCCAGCUUCCAGAAAGCCCAGGAGGAGUUUGCCGCCGGCGUCUUCUCCAACCAAGCGGUGCGCACGGCGGCCGCCAACGCAGCGACCGGGGCGGCGAGCAACGCUUUCCGGCCUUCGUAAAGGCGUGCGUGUGUGUGUGUGCGCGCGCAUGUGUUAGAAAUCUGCCGCUGCUCUUCCUCUUCCGGCCCCCUUCCCAACCGGGGUGGGGGCAGCUUCGACCGACAAGCCGAGUUGCACUUUCUCUCUCCUUCUCUCCCUCGUCGGAAGUCCUUCCUGUGUGUGCUGAUUUUAGAAGGCUGUGCUCUCCCUGCCCGCCCGCCCCCCCUCCUUUCACUCCCACGCCCACCGCACCACCACCCAGCAUGGAAUCGGCAACUGCGCCUCAUCUCCUGCAACCGCAACCGUUCUGCGAGAAGUUUUGAACCUCUUCGCCUCGGCGCCGGAGAUUGCAGCAGGGGACCUCUCUGCCUUUUCUCCCGAGGCCGCGUGGAGGAUGGAGGCCUUGCUAGGAGCGACUCUUCAUCUGCCGGAGCCUCUUCACAUGCCCCCACCCCUCCUUCAGCUUAGCCCAGGUGGGGUGAGGCGGGGGCACUUCCCUGAAUUCCCCAAAUUUCUUCCUUUGAGCUGCAACCAUGAGCUGCUGAAUCCUCACAUCUCCCACAAUUCUCUCUGCCUCCCUUGCUUCCUGAUUGGUUGCCCGCUUUGGUUAAAUGGCAAGGCGCUCUGAUGCCUCGAACAUCUUCCCUGCUGGUGGAAAACAGAGCAGGGAGAACUACACUGGCAGGAUAAGGGGUCCUCCUCCUCCUGUUUGGUGCAGAGAGGUGCUUCCUGGACCCUUGUUUGUGUGUGUUUGUGCCCCCCCCCUCUGCACUAUGCAUUUAAAGCAGGAUCACACCGCUUUAUAAACAGCCACGGCUUCCCCCCCCAAAGGAUCAUGGGAAACUAGUCUGUCAAUGGCGCCGAGACCUGUUAGCAGGCCUUCUUUCCCCUCACACAGUUAUUAGAGGGGUUUAGCAAUCGGUCCCUCUUCCCAGGGAACUCUGGGAAUUGUAGUCCUCUAAUGUGUCCUAGUAGCUCCUGGUACGCUUAACAGACUACAGCUCCCAGGAUUCCUUGGGGGGAGCCAAAGUAGCUGCUUAAAGUGGUAUGACACAAAUGUCAAAUGUAUAUAGUGCAGAUUGGGGGCCUGUGAGUGUGGGUCCGUCUGUGGGAGAAGAGGCGCUUGGCUCUUCCUGCUGUGCCCUCUUUAUUAGCUAACUGCUGCGCUCAGAGCGGCCAUUGCUGCUGCUGCUGCUGCACUCCCUUUCUAGGCUCUCUCCUCCACCAAGUUGAUAGGGCUUUUUCUUGCCGGUGCUGGCCACUGGAGGGUGGUGUUGGCCUACAUCUGUUUUAUUUUAGUAAAUCGAACAGUACUGGGUUAUUUCCCUCCCCCUUGUUGUUGUUGAGCUGAACCUUUGUGGGUGACGCCACAGAAUUUCAUCUCCAUGCCUCCUGCUUUCCCCACAUGGCCUGUGGGUGGGGAGCUCUGUGCCCCAAAUCUUUGCACCCCAACUCUCCCUAGGUUUUUCAUCCAUUACAGCCCUGCCUUAUCUUUGAUGUUGUGUGUCCUCAUUUUUUAAAGUGGGGGUGAGGGACUGAUAUAAAUAGGUAUCUGUUUUGGGUUUGGCACCCUUUUAGAGGUUCCCCCGUUCCUUCUCUGCCUCCAGAUCUGAGGGGGGAGCCUGCACCCCACUAUCCGAAUUCCGCUUAAACCGGUCUAUUCCUUCUUUCCGUCCCCAUCUGCACUCGCCUUAUUCUUCUGAACCAUGGCUUAAGGAAAGGAAACAGGUGAGGGUUGGGGGUCUGAGGCCCAGACACGUCCCCUUCCUCUCCCUGUGCCUCGAAGGCCUGCUUUUGUGCCCUGGGAUGCUCUGAAUAGCAAAGAGGACCUGCCGAUUCUUCUCCCCCUGGUCUCCGUUUCACACCUGUGCUCUCUCUGUCUCUCUUUCUCUCAGCUCCUGCCGGUUCCAGGUCUCAGCCCAGAGGCUUUAGAUCCUCUCUUCCGUGGCUCAUUCCGUUUGUUUGACCCCUGAAGGCCGACCGCCCUUCUCCUUUCCCCUGCGUCUGAAAUUACCGGGUCUGUGCCGCGUAGCCAAUGUUUCCCUGACUCACUCGAUGCCCUUCCUCUCCCCCCAUGUUUUGGACUUUCUUGUCCGUGUGUGCGUGGUUCUUCCUCCACCCCGACUUUUUUAUUAUUUAUUUUGCUGUGCCAAAUGCAAGAUGACUUAACGGAACUUUAUUUAAGGAAUAAACUACAUUUUAACUC